AUGAACGCAGUGGCAGACACAGCCGUCUUUUUUGCAAAGUUUCUAUAUUACUUUUUAGAAUCGUUAGUUUUCAAGGUAAUUCCUAAAAAGAAAAAGGAUGUUGCUGGAGAGAUUGUCCUUAUCACAGGAGCCGGAAGUGGACUUGGACGGCUACUGGCCAUGCAUUUUGCCAGCCACGGGGCCAUUCUAGUUCUCUGGGAUAUUAAUCAAGAAGGCAACAUGGAAACAUGUAGACUGGCCAAAGAAAAGGGUGGCGUGAAAGUCUUUACCUACAAGUGUGACUGCAGCAACAGGAAAGAGGUCUACAGGGUCGCCGAUCAGGUUAGAGAAGAAGUAGGUGAUGUCACCAUUCUCAUUAAUAAUGCAGGUGUUGUAACAGGGAAGCCCUUCCUUGAUAUUCCAGACCACAUGGUGGAAAGAUCAUUUCUUGUCAACGCCAUCUCUCAUUUCUGGACUUGUAAGGCCUUUCUUCCUGCCAUGAUUAAAGCUGACCAUGGUCACCUGGUCUGCGUUUCAAGCAUAGCAGGACUAGUGGGUACUAAUAUGCUCUCAGAUUAUUCUUCAAGCAAAUUUGCAGCCUUUGGCUUGGCUGAGUCCCUCUUCUUUGAAUUAACUAUGCUACAAAAAUCUAAAGUAAAAAGCACCAUCGUUUGCCCAUAUUUCAUCAAAACUGGAAUGUUUGAAGGUUGUGAAACCAAGUAUCCGUUUCUGUUACCUCUACUGGAUCAGGAGUAUGUGGCUCGAAAAAUCUUCACUGCUAUUUUAGAGGAACAAGUUUUCCUCCUCAUACCCAAGUUUGCAUAUUUUGCAUUAUUUCUCAAACAAAUGAUAUCUCCAAAAAUGAUGAUCGCCCUGGGUGAGUACCUUGGCAUAGACACCUGUAUGACGUCGUUCCGAGGGAGAGCAAAAGCGGAACUACAGGCUGGAACAGAAAGGAAACAGCAAUAACCCAGGCCUCGGGUGUGGUGAUCACACACAGGGAUGAGCGGGUUUCGAUGCCCGUAUGAAGACUGCUAAAGGGACUGAAACUGAAC
Molecule: messenger RNA, 1034 nt
Organism: Chionomys nivalis (European snow vole)
Lineage: Eukaryota; Metazoa; Chordata; Mammalia; Rodentia; Cricetidae
Gene: Sdr16c5
Product: short chain dehydrogenase/reductase family 16C member 5
Exons: 7
Coding region: 1-948 (315 amino acids)
Cellular component (GO): lipid droplet
Molecular function (GO): oxidoreductase activity, acting on the CH-OH group of donors, NAD or NADP as acceptor
Source: RefSeq, a predicted model, not a curated record